Molecule: messenger RNA, 918 nt
Organism: Eubalaena glacialis (North Atlantic right whale)
Lineage: Eukaryota; Metazoa; Chordata; Mammalia; Artiodactyla; Balaenidae
Product: myb/SANT-like DNA-binding domain-containing protein 3
Exons: 1
Coding region: 91-918 (275 amino acids)
Source: RefSeq, a predicted model, not a curated record
GCUCGCAUCUCGCCGGCCCCUCCCCCGAUCGCCGUGGCCGCUGCGCCGCCGCUGCAGGAUAGCUAACAGCCAGGAGAAACGUAGUGGAAAAUGCAAAACAACGAAAUCAUAAAACCUGCCAAAUACUUCUCAGAAUUGGAAAAGAGCAUCCUGCUGGCUUUAGUAGAAAAGUACAAGUAUGUGCUGGAGUGUAAGAAAAGCGACGCGCGAACUAUUGCCCUCAAGCAGUGUACCUGGCAGGCGCUCGCCCAUGAAUACAACUCGCAGCCCAGCGUGUCGCUGCGGGAUUUCAAACAGCUGAAGAAGUGCUGGGAGAACAUCAAGGCUCGGACCAAAAAGAUUAUGGCUCAUGAAAGGAGAGAGAAAGUGAAACGGAGCGUCAGCCCCCUUCUGAGCACCCACGUCCUGGGGAAGGAGAAGAUCGCCAACAUGCUGCCCGAGCAGCUGUACUUCCUGCAGAGCCCUCCCGAGGAGGAGCCCGAGUACCAUGCUGAUGCCGCCACCCAAGAAUCAUUUGCUGUUUCAAAUAGAGAACUGUGCGAUGAUGAGAAAGAGUUCAUACAUUUCCCAGUAUGUGAGGGGACCUCUCAACCUGAACCCUCGUGUUCAGCUGUCAGAAUAACAGCCAAUAAAAACUACAGGAGCAAAACCUCUCAGGAAGGUGCUUUAAAAAAGUUGCCUGAGGAAGAACACCAUCAACAAAUGUCCAUCUUACAACUGCAGCUGAUACAGAUGAAUGAGGUGCAUGUGGCCAAAAUCCAGCAGCUAGAGCGAGAGUGUGAGAUGGCAGAGGAGGAACACAGGAUAAAAAUGGAAGUUCUCAAUAAAAAGAAGAUGUAUUGGGAAAGAAAACUGCAAACUUUUACCAAGGAAUGGCCUGUUUCCUCAUUUAACCGGCCCUUUCCCAAUUCACCCUAA